Messenger RNA from Anopheles merus, 448 nucleotides. RefSeq lists its product as uncharacterized. The record is from RefSeq and is a predicted model, not a curated record. Lineage: Eukaryota; Metazoa; Arthropoda; Insecta; Diptera; Culicidae. The coding region runs from base 179 to 448 and encodes 89 amino acids. The transcript has 3 exons.
UGCGUACAAAAUAUAACCUGUGUCAUUCCACCCACCGUUGCAGAUCGAGGAGCAUCCCAACGAAGAACCCAAAUAUCAUUGCCAGCAUGGACCUCGGGAAUGUCAGCUGAACAUUUUGCACGGCUGCAUUCUCAAAAAACUGCCACCCAAAAAGGCAUUCUCGGUGGUGGCGUGUCUCAUGAAAAACUUCCGCACUAGCUUCGAACAGUACAUGGAAGGACAUGAGUCGUUCCAAACCUCCGUCGUUAAUUGCAGCCAAGGGCAACAGGGAGCUAAGUUGUUCAAAGAGUUUGGCAACGAAACAGAUAACGUUCAUCGGCCACUUCCCUUCGUACCAACGAUUGUUGCUGAUGAGCCCUAUAACUAUUACGAGCAAGACGAGUGGUUUCAACAUCUUGACAGGAAGUUUAGGGAACGUUAUGAAAAAAAGUUUGUAAUUAAACUGUAG